ACUUUGUGUUUGAAUUUGUGCUCGUUCAUUAGUGCAUCGAUUUCUUUCGCCGGUUAUUUUACCAAGUUACAAGCCUAUUUUAUUGAGCAAAGUUCUUAAUUAAACAAUCUAAUUUGCUAAAAUAUUUAUCGGUUUGCAUAGCGUUGAUCGCCUUAAAUAAAAAAGACACUGCCUUAAGUGCAUAGUUUCUGUGAAAUUAUUAAAAGCUGUGCAAGAAAACGAGAAAGACUCUCUGUAAGAACAAUUUGCAAAGUGCUGCAGGAUUGAUUGCAAGAGAAUUUAGUGAUCUGCAUAUUUUGUGGUGUUUUUAAGGAAAAGUGUUAUAAAAACAUUUUUGUAUUUUGUGGAAUUUUCCAAUUGGAUUAAGCUCAUCAUUUGCUAUAUUCGCAAGUUUUUACCUGGAAAAUACAUCAUCGCUCGGUACACUUUGAAACAUCCAGUUGAUUUACAAAAUUAUUCGUUGCAUAAAUUCAAAAAAUCUAUAAAAGACAAUUUAACUUCAAAAAAAUAAUUAAAAUAAAAACUAAUAUUCUUAUAAUAGGCGUAUAUUUUUAAAUUAAAAUCGGUUUUGCACGCUCUUUAAUAUCAAAAUAAAAACAUCUAAACAAUACAACAUGGUGCAUCCAGCUGAAAACACUACAACCGCUGCCGCUGAACUAACAGCUGCUGAAAAAGAAGCCACUGAAAUUCGCUGCCAGGAGAAAUCGCGUGGCGGUCUUAGCUAUGAAGUGAUUCUGGCCGAACCAGCACCCAAUGUGGUAGUACCCAAGCGUCCAGUGACACCUGGUAAAAAUGUGUCAGCAGAGGAGAUCGAGCAAAAGCUGAAAGCUGCCGAAGAGCGACGCAUUUCUUUGGAGCAAAAGAAAAUGGCCGAUUUAUCCUACAAACUGUCGAAAAUCGAGGAAGCCACACGCAAAAAGGAUGAAAUCACCAAUGAGUUCAUCAAUCAGACCAAGGAGAAGUUGGAAACUAAAAUCGAACAGCACGUUGAGAAGCGCGAAGCCAUUAUAAGCGACAUGAAGGAGAAAUUGAAGAUUCACUCACAAGAAAUUGAGAAGACACGCGAACAAUUGGAACAACAGAAAUCCAUUGAGAAAGUGGCCAUUGAGGAGAAAUUGAAGACAGCUCAGACUUUGCGAGAUGAGAACAUUAAAAAGAUGCUGGAACGUCUUAAGGAGCAUAACACUAACAAAAAAAAUCAAAUCGACCAAUUGGAAACACAAAAACUCGAGGAGAAGACCCGCAUUAUUGAAAAUAAAUUGUACACCGCCGAACAAAAUCGUGAAAAGGAGAUACAAAAGAAAAUUGAAAAAGUUCAAAAACUUGAACGUCGCGCUGAAUUGGUGCGUCAGAAUAAGGCGGCAGCACAGCAACCGUUAUGUGAUGAUACCAACACAGCUAUUGCCUCAUCUGGUUAGAGCGACAACCACAACAAGAACACAACAACAAUAAUAUUUAUAAAAAAAACGGCACACAUACAUAGAAAACAAGAAAAAAAACAAACAGUUAAGAGCAAAAGAAAAUCGCAACAAUAACACUGAAGAGGAAUGAUAGCGGGGAUGGAGGAGGAGUUUUGCGGAGAGAAAACCUAAUGUGCGGCAGUGUGAACCUUGCGCGCAUAGCAGGGAAAUUGGAGAAAUUGAGCAGCAAACAAAACUCUGGCGCAGCUUAAGAACACUUACUAUGUAAUAUUGCAAAAAAAUAACACUAACAACUUAGCAUAGGAAAUGCGACUAAAAUUUCGAGACGAAACCAGCCGUUGCACAACUUAAAUGAUAUUUAAAAAAUAUAUAAAACAAAGAAGAAACGAGUAUAACUGCAGCAGUAAUAAAUGAAAAAAAAAUAUUCAAAAAAAA
Molecule: messenger RNA, 1856 nt
Organism: Bactrocera dorsalis (oriental fruit fly)
Lineage: Eukaryota; Metazoa; Arthropoda; Insecta; Diptera; Tephritidae
Gene: stai
Product: stathmin
Exons: 7
Coding region: 615-1418 (267 amino acids)
Biological process (GO): regulation of microtubule polymerization or depolymerization; microtubule depolymerization; neuron projection development
Cellular component (GO): cytoplasm; neuron projection
Molecular function (GO): tubulin binding
Source: RefSeq, a predicted model, not a curated record